Salarias fasciatus (jewelled blenny) is the source of this 1527-nucleotide messenger RNA. RefSeq names its product cytochrome P450, family 17, subfamily A, polypeptide 1 (gene cyp17a1). The coding region runs from base 1 to 1527 and encodes 508 amino acids. NCBI's taxonomy places the organism in Eukaryota, Metazoa, Chordata, Actinopteri, Blenniiformes, Blenniidae. Gene Ontology annotation, biological process: progesterone metabolic process; hormone biosynthetic process. The record is from RefSeq and is a predicted model, not a curated record. The transcript has 8 exons. Gene Ontology annotation, molecular function: steroid 17-alpha-monooxygenase activity; iron ion binding; heme binding.
AUGGCCUGCUUGCUGUGUCUGUGUGGCUGCCUGCUGGCGGGCCUCACCUGGUGGGCGUGGCGGUGGCUGUGUGCCCCCCGGGAGCCCCCCCGGGAGCCCCCCCGCCUCCCCGCGCUGCCCCUCAUCGGCAGCCUGCUGAGCCUGCGCAGCCCGCUGCCCCCCCACCGGCUCUUCCAGGACCUGCAGAGGAAGUACGGGCCCACCUUCUCCCUGAUGCUGGGCCCGCACCGCGUCCUGGUCGUCAACCACCACCGCCACGCCCGGGAGGUGCUGCUGAAGAAGGGCCGGGCGUUCGCCGGGCGACCCCGGACGGUAACCACAGACGUCCUGACACGAGACGGGAAAGACAUCGCAUUCGGUGACUACAGCGCCACCUGGAGGUUUCACAGGAAGAUCGUCCACGGAGCGCUGAGCAUGUUUGGGGAAGGAUCUGCCUCCAUCGAGAAGAUCAUCUGUGCAGAGGCCUCGGCGCUGUGCGGCGUCCUGUCGCAGUCCUCCUGUCUGGACCUGUCCCCGGAGCUGACCCGGGCCGUCACCAACGUGGUCUGCUGGCUGUGCUUCAGCUGCUCCUACUCCCGAGGAGACCCCGAGUUCGAGGCCAUGCUGCGCUACAGCCAGGGCAUCGUGGACACCGUGGCCAAGGACGGCCUGGUGGACAUCUUCCCCUGGCUGCAGGUCUUCCCCAACGCAGACCUGCGCAGGCUGAGGCAGUGCGUCUCCGUCCGGGACCGGCUGCUCCAGGACAAAUACCUCCAGCACCAGGCAGACUACAGUGACCAUGUGCAGAGGGACCUGCUGGACGCCCUGCUCAGGGCCAAGCGCAGUGCGGAGAACCACAACACUGCGGAGUGUGUGGACCUGAGUGAGGACCACCUCCUCAUGACGGUGGGGGACAUCUUUGGAGCUGGGGUGGAGACCACCACUACCGUCCUCAAGUGGGCCGUCACCUAUCUCGUCCAUCACCCCCAGGUGCAGCGGCGGAUCCAGGACGAGCUGGACCGUCGGAUCGGGGGGGAUCGAGCCCCGCGGCUCAGCGACAGAGGCAGCCUGCCCUACCUGGAGGCCACCAUCCGAGAGGUGCUCCGGAUCCGCCCGGUGGCCCCGCUCUUCAUCCCCCAUGUGGCGCUCACGGACACCAGCAUCGGAGACUUCACUGUGAGGAAAGGAACCCGAGUCGUCAUCAACCUCUGGUCUCUGCACCACGAUGAAGAGGAGUGGACCGACCCGGAGCGCUUCGACCCCGGACGCUUCCUGAACAGCGACGGUUCGGGCGUGACCGUGCCGUCGCCCAGCUACCUGCCGUUCGGCGCCGGGGUCAGGGUCUGCCUGGGCGAGGCCUUGGCCAAGAUGGAGCUCUUCCUCUUCCUUUCCUGGAUCCUGCAGCGCUUCCACCUGUCCGUCCCCCCGGGACACCCGCUGCCCAGCCUGGAGGGGAAGUUCGGGGUGGUCCUGCAGCCGGCCCGGUACCAGGUGAACGCCACGCCCAGAGCGGGCUGGGACCACGCCUCCCCACCUCAUGGCCAGUGA